This is a messenger RNA of Rotaria sp. Silwood1, 225 nucleotides long. Lineage: Eukaryota; Metazoa; Rotifera; Eurotatoria; Philodinida; Philodinidae. The record is from the annotation of a GenBank genome assembly.
AUGUUUCAUGUUGCAUUAGAACAAUUACAUCAUAUUGAUCAUAGUGAUGAGAUCUAUUCAGAUGAUUCAAUGUUAAGUGAUUAUUCAUUAUUGUCAAAUAAAAUAGAAAAUAAUACAAAUGAAAAGAAAUUCCAAUAUUUAUUUAAUUUUACAAUUUAUUUAUGGAUUUUAUUAAUUAUUUGGAUUAUUUUUCAAAUGUGGACUUCUUCAUACUAUUUCAAAUGA